Messenger RNA from Acanthochromis polyacanthus (spiny chromis), 1965 nucleotides. It is a transcript of the gene cidea, whose product is annotated as cell death inducing DFFA like effector a. Gene Ontology annotation, biological process: apoptotic process; regulation of apoptotic process. The record is from RefSeq and is a predicted model, not a curated record. Bases 1046 to 1681 code for a protein of 211 amino acids. NCBI's taxonomy places the organism in Eukaryota, Metazoa, Chordata, Actinopteri, Pomacentridae. The transcript has 5 exons.
AUAAGUAAAUAAAUAAAUGUGGAAAUAUAAAGAGAAAUAAGUAAAUAAACAAGUAAAUAAAUAAAUGUGGAAAUAUAAAGAGAAAUAGGUAAAUAAAUAAAUAAAUGAAUGUGGAAAUAUAAAGAGAAAUGAAUAAAUAAAUGAAAGGAAAAACAGAAAAGGUAAAAGCAAAGCUAAAUUUUCCUUUUUUUAUUUUUUUAUUUAUUUCUCUUAAUAUUUCCACAUUCAUUUAUUUAUUUAUACUUUGAUGUGGCACUCCUGUGACUCCAUAGUGUUUAUUUGACUGUUUUCACAAAUAAUUAGCGGUUAUUCUGAUAUUUGUUUGAUAUCUUCCCCCCUCUUUGUUUAAUGCACUCACUUUUCUACUUUUUAGAAUUCAUAAUACAUCAAUAAUCCAUAUUUUUUCUGUACCAUCUUGCUGGAAACAAUAAAAUCAUGUGAGUGAAAAACAACCGAGUUGGUUUUUGGAGGCUGCGGAGCAAAAAUAGAAACAAACGGACCGAGUUUCUGCGGUGAACUUGAGCUCAUUCCUUACAAAUAAUGGCCUGAUUAUUUAUUGCUCACCUAAUUAAAAUGCCCUCCCUAAUCUCCAGGCUUAUUUAUUUUGAAACAAAAGAAUACCAGCAGGAUUUAAGCCUCUUAAAAGUCUGGAUUACAGAUUUACAGACCGGAUCCAGGUUGAGACACUUCAGAGUGACGUCACUGCUCGUUUUAUUCUCCGUAUGAACAACAAAAGUCAACCUCACAGCAAAUGAAUGAAUAUAUAUACAAUCUGAACAUAAUAAAACUGAACUCCAUGUUUCCUGGAGGUGAUUUCUGAAAAAAACAAAAGCUCCUUCUUUUUCCAUUUUAAUCCGUUUUCUUCCUGCUUCUUGUGUUUAAUUCUGUUAUUUUUCAGAUUAACGUUUUUCCUGUGUGGGUGAUUGGACUCAGCUUCGUCCAAUCGCUGGCUCCCCACUGAUUUCUGACCAAUCAGAGGCCUCGCUGCUAACAAACUUCAUCUGGACUUUUUUCUCUCAGCGGCUGCUUCAGUCUCAGCAGCAACAUGGCUCCUCUGUCCAUCCAGUCUGGGGUGAAAUACGCCAAAACGCUGCUGCCCGAGACUCUGAUGAGAUCCGUGUCGUCGGUCCAGACCACCAUCUCUCGUCACAUCCUGCCGUCGGCUCACUCUCGAUGUUUUAAGGUCUGCAGCUCCAGCCGGAGGCGGCGCCGAGUUCUGGCGGCGGCGUCCCUGGACGAGCUGCUCGAGCAGGCGGCGAGAGUCUUCAUGCUGUCCUGCCACUUCCUGACUCUGGUCCUGGAGGAGGACGGGACGGCGGUGGACUCGGAGGAAUUCUUCCAGUCGCUGCCCAACAACACGCCGCUGAUGGUGCUGGAGAAGGGCGAGGUGUGGACACAGAACAAGGUCUUUCCCAGCUUCCGUCAGCCGAAGAGGUUUGGACUCGCCAAGCUGAGCUUUGAGCUCUACAAGCUGCACCCAAAGGACUUCCUGUGCUGCCUCGCCAUCAAGGCCACCCUGUACGAGAUGUACACGCUGAGCUACGACUUCAGGUGCAGCCGCAUCAAACACAUCCUCAAGUCGGUGCUGCGCUGCAUCACCUUUGUGACCAGACUGAGCGGACAGCUGCUGCUCUGCACGUCUUCGUCUUUGCUGCAGUUCACCGGCGACGACGACAGCUAGAUUGUGUCUGUUGUGUGGAUUUAUAACAGCAGUUUGUGAGUCUGUGCAGCUACAAACUGACUGAUCUUUGUGUUUCUGUGUUUGAUGCUGAGAUGCAAACAGCAGAGGAAAGCUUUUCCAUUACUGUUUUUGUCUGGAUGUUUCAGUUUCGAUUUGAGGAUUUCUACUUAAAAGCCGACAUGAUGAAGUAGUGAGCUUUGGGUUUGAUUAAAAUGUGAUCGCAAAUAGUUACAUAAAUAAUAAUUGCAUAAAUAAAGAUGAGUUUUGUAAAGCUGUUCUCACUU